AUGGAAAUACGGUUGAGCUCGUUCAAAAGAGAGCACUCGCUGAAAGAGCUGAUGUCGAAGGACAUGUCUGAGUAUUGGGCAACAGAUGAUGUGCUACCGCAUGCAAUACAAAUUUCGUUCAGAAAGGUUAGGUAUGUUCAGGCAGUGCAGCUGUUUCUGAGCUUUUCACAAGAUGACAGCUACACACCCGAGAGAGUUGAGAUCAGAGCAGGGAUGACUAGGGAAAGCAUCCACACAAUAGGGUCCGUCGUACUUAUUGAGCCUGAAGGGCUGGUCACACUCUGUGUUGCAAGGAGAUGCUUAUACAUCCAAGUAGUCAUCCAGUCAAACCAUCAAGAAGGAAAGGACAGCCAUGUAAGACACAUAAAGGUUCUGGAGUCGUUAACAAAGGAAAUAUACCACAGGGUGUAA
Molecule: messenger RNA, 411 nt
Organism: Ordospora pajunii
Lineage: Eukaryota; Fungi; Microsporidia; Ordosporidae
Product: anaphase-promoting complex subunit 10
Exons: 1
Coding region: 1-411 (136 amino acids)
Biological process (GO): protein K11-linked ubiquitination; anaphase-promoting complex-dependent catabolic process
Cellular component (GO): anaphase-promoting complex
Source: RefSeq, a predicted model, not a curated record